Messenger RNA from Psammomys obesus (fat sand rat), 4307 nucleotides. It is a transcript of the gene Ezh1, whose product is annotated as enhancer of zeste 1 polycomb repressive complex 2 subunit. The transcript is spliced from 21 exons. NCBI's taxonomy places the organism in Eukaryota, Metazoa, Chordata, Mammalia, Rodentia, Muridae. Gene Ontology annotation, molecular function: histone H3K27 methyltransferase activity; protein binding. The coding region runs from base 132 to 2375 and encodes 747 amino acids. The record is from RefSeq and is a predicted model, not a curated record. Gene Ontology annotation, biological process: chromatin remodeling.
UGGCCGCAGCGCGCAGGCGUCCUAGUGGCGGGUGCCUGCGUCUCAGGAUGGAGGGUCUUGCCAUUCAUCUGAAGAACAGAGACACAUUAUAAAAUCUGACAUUUUCUCCUACAUUCCUCAAGUCCAGGAAAAUGGAUAUAGCAAGCCCCCCGACUUCCAAAUGCAUCACAUACUGGAAAAGAAAAGUGAAAUCUGAGUAUAUGCGGCUUCGGCAGCUCAAACGGCUCCAGGCAAAUAUGGGAGCAAAGGCUCUGUAUGUGGCAAAUUUUGCAAAAGUUCAAGAAAAAACCCAGAUCCUCAAUGAAGAAUGGAAGAAGCUUCGUGUCCAGCCUGUGCAGCCGAUGAAGCCUGUGAGUGGGCACCCCUUCCUGAAGAAGUGUACCAUAGAGAGCAUUUUUCCAGGUUUUGCCAGCCAGAGUAUGUUGAUGAGGUCUCUGAACACUGUUGCGUUAGUUCCUAUCAUGUAUUCCUGGUCCCCUCUCCAGCAGAACUUUAUGGUGGAAGAUGAGACAGUUUUGUGCAAUAUUCCCUACAUGGGUGAUGAGGUGAAGGAAGAAGAUGAAACCUUCAUCGAGGAGCUGAUUAAUAACUAUGAAGGCAAAGUCCACGGUGAAGAAGAGAUGAUCCCUGGGUCUGUGCUGAUCAGUGACGCCGUUUUCCUGGAGUUGGUAGAUGCCCUCAACCAGUACUCAGAUGAUGAAGAGGAUGGGCACAAUGACACCUCAGAUGGAAAGCAAGAUGACAACAAAGAGGAUAUGCCCAUGACAAGAAAGCGGAAACGCCACGCUAUCGAAGGCAACAAAAAGAGCUCCAAGAAACAGUUUCCAAAUGACAUGAUCUUCAGUGCCAUUGCGUCCAUGUUCCCUGAGAAUGGUGUCCCCGAUGACAUGAAGGAGAGGUACCGAGAGCUAACGGAGAUGUCAGACCCCAAUGCACUUCCCCCCCAGUGCACACCCAACAUCGAUGGCCCCAACGCCAAGUCAGUGCAGCGGGAGCAGUCCCUGCACUCUUUCCACACCCUGUUUUGCCGCCGCUGUUUUAAAUACGACUGCUUCCUCCACCCUUUCCACGCCACUCCUAAUGUAUAUAAACGCAAGAACAAGGAAAUCAAGAUUGAACCAGAACCAUGUGGCACAGACUGCUUCCUUUUGCUGGAAGGAGCAAAGGAAUAUGCCAUGCUCCACAACCCUCGGUCCAGGUGCUCUGGGCGCCGCCGGCGGAGGCACCAUGCGGUCAGUGCCUCCUGCUCCAGUACGGCAGCCUCUGCUGUGGCUGAGACUAAAGAAGGAGACAGUGACAGGGACACCGGCAAUGACUGGGCCUCCAGUUCUUCAGAGGCUAACUCUCGCUGUCAGACCCCUACAAAGCAGAAAGCCAGUCCGGCCCCACCUCAGCUCUGUGUUGUAGAAGCUCCGUCAGAGCCUGUGGAGUGGACUGGAGCUGAAGAAUCUCUUUUCCGAGUCUUCCAUGGCACCUACUUCAACAACUUCUGCUCAAUAGCCAGGCUUCUGGGGACAAAGACAUGCAAGCAGGUCUUUCAGUUUGCAGUCAAAGAGUCACUUAUCCUGAAGCUGCCAACAGAUGAGCUCAUGAACCCUUCACAGAAGAAGAAAAGAAAACACAGGUUGUGGGCCGCACACUGCAGGAAAAUUCAGCUGAAAAAAGAUAACUCUGCUACGCAAGUGUAUAACUACCAACCCUGUGACCACCCCGACCGUCCCUGUGACAGCACCUGCCCCUGCAUCAUGACCCAGAAUUUCUGUGAGAAGUUCUGCCAGUGCAGCCCAGACUGCCAGAAUCGUUUUCCUGGUUGUCGCUGUAAGACUCAGUGCAAUACCAAGCAGUGCCCUUGCUAUCUGGCAGUUCGGGAAUGUGACCCUGACUUGUGCCUCACCUGUGGGGCCUCAGAGCACUGGGACUGCAAGGUGGUGUCUUGCAAAAACUGCAGCAUCCAGCGUGGCCUCAAAAAGCACCUGCUGCUGGCCCCUUCCGAUGUGGCCGGAUGGGGCACCUUCAUCAAGGAGUCUGUGCAGAAGAACGAAUUCAUUUCUGAAUAUUGUGGUGAGCUCAUCUCUCAGGAUGAGGCGGAUCGACGAGGGAAGGUCUAUGAUAAAUAUAUGUCCAGCUUCCUCUUCAACCUCAACAAUGAUUUUGUAGUGGAUGCUACCCGGAAAGGAAACAAAAUUCGCUUUGCAAACCAUUCAGUGAACCCCAACUGUUAUGCCAAAGUGGUCAUGGUGAAUGGAGAUCACCGCAUUGGGAUAUUUGCCAAGAGAGCGAUUCAGGCUGGUGAAGAGCUCUUCUUUGACUAUAGGUACAGCCAAGCUGAUGCCCUCAAGUAUGUGGGCAUCGAGAGGGAGACCGACGUCUUCUAGCCCUCUGGGCCCCGUGCCAGUGCUGUGGUAGCAGCACUGCUUUGGCUUCAGGCAUCCACUGCUGCUCCAGCUUCCGCAAUGUCUUCCACGCCGAGAGACCCCGCCCACCCCUGUAUAACUAGGCCUCCACUUUAUUCCAAGGGGACAAACUGCCUCAGUGAGAGGGGAAACAGAGGCGGCGAAGACCUGGUCACCCAGGAGAGCUCAGAUGUGAGAAGCUGCUCCUCCACAUCAGAGGAGGCGGCUGUGGGCUGGGGUGGAUAUCAGUGCUUGAUUUUUUUUCCUCAGCUCCCAAGCUGUGGGCCCUCAGGAAUCAACCAGUGCUACCAUUUUAGCUUUCCCAAUCAAGAGUUCUUCAGGCAUUGCUAAGUGAAGCCACGUCCCUGGAGCCUGCGUGUGCUCAGGGUUAAAGGUGAGCCUGCCAGGCACUGCAGACAGGACUCAAAGGGAGAUGCGUCUCCCUGACCUUUCUGUGGCUACAGGGGGGAAAGCGAAGUGCCACCAUCCUGUGGAUAUAGGCAGAGCCAGCCAGAGCCUGGGGAAAGGACUGUCCUGUAGACUGGGGUGGUAGGGCAUUUUCAGGUUCCCAGGAGCAGGUGCCAGUGACCCAGCUCCUUCCAGAGUCCCUGCUCAGAGGCAGCAGGCCUAGGCUAUUGCUGAGCAUGGGCCGUGCCUGGUUGGGAGUGCAUACUCUGGGUCACUGAAGCUGCAGUUGUCCUCCGACCCUCCGUUCCUCAGAGGCUAGGUCCAUGGAGCAGCUUUGCUUCUUUCCUCAGGGUAGCUGGGUCUAGUCUAGACUAGAGGAAGAGGUUGCGGGUGUGGUUUACUCCUGUCUGUAGUACCUGCUGUUGGUAGUGUUUGUGGGGAGGGGGGUGGGGGUGCCAUGCACAUUUAGGAGGGUGUCAGUGCAGGGCAGACUGUCAGGCAGACCACCAUUCUCUCUGGGAUUCAUGCAGAACAAAGCACUUUAACUUUCUUUUAGAAGGUCUAUAGAUUGCAGUGGAGUUUGAGCCAAGGUCUCUGGGGUUCCUGCCCAAAUCCCACUUCUGAAGGAGGAAGAGGAGAGUGGAAGAUUCUCCAGUUCUGUUUCGUCUUCUGAGAGGCAGGAGGAGCUGGCUGACACAAGAACAAAAACUGUAGUCAGCAUAGCUGCCUUGGGUCUGGUGUGCUGAGAACAGGGGCAUUGUUCUGGCUGGGAAGGACUCUGGGCAGGUACAGACUGGCCUAGGGAGUGUUAGAUUGGGGAAUAGGCUCCUUGCUUCCUGGAAACCAGAGGUCCUCCCACAGUUCUUGCUGACCACCCCCUUCUCCCAGCCACAGUCAGUGCUUGUCCCACCAAAGAAAUCAGACUCCCUUCCGACUGCCUCUUAGAGAUUUGCAUGGGUGUGCGUGUAACACAGGCCCUCACCACCACACCGGUAGGUACAUGUGUCCCUCACAUCCAGCACCCCGCAGUCCUGACAGUAGCCUCUCCCCACACCCGUUUCCUACCACAGUGUGAAAUUGACAUCUGCCGGUGGUUUGUCUAGUGUGUAUCAGGGAACCGUCAAGCCUAAAUGUAGGCUCUGAAUUACUCAUUCUCUGGGAAACCAGAGAUAGGUAAGGGGGCGCUGGCCGUGAGGAAUGCUUGACACCGUGUUGGUUCUUGACUGACCUCAGCUUUCCCUCAGCAAGCACCCCUGGCAGCCCCUCCUUCCGCAGUCAGGCCACUAAUACUCCUUCAGCUGCCCGUUCCUGGUCCCUGUUGUCUACUACUUUUAAUGACGGGUUUCAGCCCUCCGCUUCUACCCACCUCACAUAAGGAUGGAUAGAGUGAGGUGGUGUGGACUGUUGGGGAGCUGGCGUACAUGUGGCUUUAUUGCCAGUGAAUUUCUUGCACUUUAAAGUCCUGUGGCUUGUGACCUCUUUUAUCUAAUAAAGUGUUAGAAUCCA